Messenger RNA from Lentinula edodes (shiitake mushroom), 1731 nucleotides. RefSeq lists its product as uncharacterized. The transcript is spliced from 4 exons. NCBI's taxonomy places the organism in Eukaryota, Fungi, Basidiomycota, Agaricomycetes, Agaricales, Omphalotaceae. The coding region runs from base 1 to 1731 and encodes 576 amino acids. The record is from RefSeq and is a predicted model, not a curated record.
AUGGACGACGUUUGUGUUAUCUUGCUUUCGCUCGACGCAGAUACUGCGAUAACCGAAGUAUCAUGCAUUGCUGUAGUCAAUGCAGACUCGCUCUGUUACCAAGCUCAAAAACGCGUGCAAGCUGCUUUCGACACGAAAGGCGCUUCAUUCGUCUUCUUUAUGCUAAAUGAGCCUAUUGGCGUCGAUGAAGAACCUGCGAUGGCCGCACGAUUAGGACAUUUCAGUUACGAAUGGAUCAGGUGGACCAAAGGGACGUUGCGAGAGUCAUUGAAGACUAAUCCAAACCCCGGAGUGAUUCAAGUUGUUGCGAUGAGAUUUUCAGAAUUUAAAAUGCUCCCUCCACCAGAAUUCCUUCCAGAGCUCCCCGGCGGUAAAUUUUUUCAAGAGCGACCGCCUAAAGUGCCUUCAAAAGGAGCCGAACCCAAGGAAUUUGCUCAAAGUCAAGAAAUUGAGAGAACACAAAUUCAUAUAGACCGUCCUCGGAAGCCUUAUAAUACCUCGGUUCCAAUUGCUCUUCUCGUGCCAUCCUUUGGAAACUUCCAGACAAACGUCAAAAACGUCUCACCCUCCGACCGCGCCAUGCUUUAUGCAAUGAAGAUGAGACAUGAACUCUGUGACAUAUUUCACGAAGAGAUAGAUAGGGAGCGGAAAUUUUGCUCGAUGCUGGGUGAAUUUCUCGGGGAAGAUGUCUCGAAUGUUACGGUUGGCGAUUUCAAGACUGAUGGUGAGAUCAUCCAUAAAUAUACAGCGGUCAACAUGAACGGUGCCCCACGGCUCUUCAUCAAAGUCAAACUAGAACAAACCGGCACCAGCGAUCCUUGUUUUCAAGUUUCGUUGGACUAUCUCGAGAAUACGCGCCGAGUUCGCCAGAAUGUUGUCAAUAGGAACGAAAAAGCGGCGGCUUGGUUCAGGGCAAGGCUCCCAUCGAUUCUAAUAACACAUGCUGGCCCUGCUAUCCAAAUCCUUGGCGGUGUUAUGACUGACCGACCCCAGAUUGAAGUUCUCACUGCAUCUGUGCCCAUGUAUUUUCAUGUUUCGAAUCAAGACCUGUCUCUCGAUCUCGCACACACCCUGACAGCUCUUAAUAUCCUUUUUGCUGACUUCGGCAAACUAUACGACAACCCUCCUCCGCUCAACCCACUCCUUCCUGUUCAACAUGAAUAUCCUUACCCACGUAGAUUCAAAUGUGGUAAUCAGGUCAUUACUUUCACUUACUUGAAGCGUGUCGACCCUAUUCGGCUUGUCUUUGAAGUUGAGACUGAGGAAAAGAAGCUUCUAUAUAUCAAGUACACUCAACAGUACGGCGCUGAAGCCCAUCGGAAGGCGCAUGAGUUUGGGAUUGCACCGGAACUUCUAGCGUAUGAUGACACGCUGCCUGGAGGAUGGAAGAUGGUGGUCAUGAACCCGAUUCCAAAAGGUUACAUGGAAACAGAUAGUAUUGAAGGGAGAGAAGAACAAGGGAAGGUUCAAGCUGUGGUCAUUGCAAAAAUGAGACCUUACUUUGACGAAGGAUUCGUUCACGGCGACCUUCGUGCUGCUAAUAUCUUCGUUGAUGGUGAAAGGCAGAACAUUAUGGUGAUUGACUAUGACUGGGCUGGGCGCAACAAGGAGGUGACUUAUCCUCCAGAUGUCCGCUCCUCCAUCGACAUUUGGCGCCCGCGCGCAGAGUUAAGCCUUCGUCCUAUUGAGACAGAACACGAUUGCCAGAUGCUGAAGCAUCUUUACUACUAG